UGCAAAUGUAGCCGGUCAGUCCUUCUGUCGGAGGUGAAGUGUCCCUUAACUUGUGAAAGCUCUCACGUGUUUCUGUCGAAUGUCAUGGAGAAACCGGGGUCCUGGACCUAGACGCGAAAAGCCAAGCAUAAAAUUUUCCAUACGGGAAUGAGGAUGAACUUUGGGUUGACUUUCAAGGCAGCAAAAGGCUGCUGGAUGGUGACCAUCAGCCGGCAGAGCUCACAUGGAUCCACUGGGUUAUUUGUGCCACCAAGUCCUCCUCUGGACCCUGAGAAAGUCAAAGAAUUACAGCUCUUCAUCACCCUUUCCAAGAGGCUCCUAGUAAUGACUGGGGCAGGAAUCUCCACAGAGUCAGGGAUCCCAGACUACAGGUCAGAGAAGGUGGGACUUUAUGCCCGCACUGACCGGAGGCCCAUCCAGCACGGGGACUUUGUACGGAGUGCGCCAAUCCGCCAGCGGUACUGGGCGAGAAACUUCGUGGGCUGGCCUCAGUUCUCCUCCCACCAGCCUAACUUGGCACACUGGGCUUUGAGCAACUGGGAGAGACUUGGAAAGCUGCACUGGUUGGUGACCCAAAAUGUGGAUGCCUUGCACACCAAGGCAGGGAGUCAGCGCCUGACAGAGCUCCACGGAUGCAUGCACAGGGUUCUCUGCCUGGGCUGUGGCGAACAGACUCCCCGUGGGGUGCUGCAGGAGCGUUUUGAAGUCCUGAACCCCACCUGGAGUGCUGAGGCCCACGGCCUGGCCCCUGAUGGCGAUGUCUUUCUCACAGAGGAGCAGGUACAGAGCUUUCAGGUCCCGUCCUGUGCUCGCUGUGGAGGCCCUCUGAAACCAGACGUCGUUUUUUUCGGGGACACAGUGAACCCUGACACAGUUGACUUUGUGCACAAGCGUGUAAAAGAAGCCGACUCCCUCUUGGUGGUGGGAUCAUCCCUGCAGGUGUACUCUGGUUACAGGUUUAUCCUCACUGCCCGGGAGAAGAAGCUGCCAAUUGCAGUACUGAACAUUGGGCCCACACGGUCAGAUGACUUGGCGUGUCUGAAACUGGAUUCUCGUUGUGGAGAGUUGCUGCCUUUAAUAGACCCUUACUGACCACAGCCUGAUGGUCCUGAGCCAGAAACUGGGACUUUCACUUGAAUCCUGUUGCUAAAGGUAAAUGCCUUCUCAGAGAUCAGGUUCCAGUUCCCAUUCAACUGAGAUGACUGACAAGAUACAGAAGGUUCUAGGCUUCUUAAGGUAUGGCUACUCUUAAUUAAAACUGAUUUUUUAAUGUGCACUAAGCUAUAGUGUUUAUAGACUGAUUUCCAAAUUCUAGGCACAUAGCUAUUUAAGACAAUGUUCCAAAAUUUGCCAUUGCUUUUUUCCGUUUUUAAGAAUAACAACUUUUUUGAGAUAUAAUUCACAUACCAUAAAGUUCACCCUUUAAAAGCAUACAAUUAACUUAUUUUUAGUACAUUCACAAAGUUGUACAUUAAUCAUGACUAUCCAAUUUGAGAACAUUUUCAUCAUCCCGAGAAGAAACCUUGUACCUGUUUGCAGUCAUUCCCCAUUUCCCACACCACCCUGAGUCCCAGGCAACAACUAAUCUCUCUGUUCCUGCCUAUUCUAGAAAUUUCAUACAAUAUGUGUCCUUCUGUGUCUGGCUUCUCCACUUAGCAUAAUGUUUUCAAGGCUCAUCCAUACUGUAGCAUGUGUCAGUAUUUUAAUCUAUGAGUGCAACUAUUUAAAAUAUAUGUAUAACGGAUUUACUGAGAUAUAAUUCACAUACUAUACAGUUCACUCAGUACAAUUCAAUAGUUUUUAGUAUAUUCCCAAAGGAGAGCAACCACUUAAAAAAAAAAAAAGGGCUUUGGAAACCACGGUUUUGGGAUGUGGGUGCUGUCCCCAUUGUUCUUCUUACUUGUUGCAAAUAAUAAACUUUUUUUUCUUACCCAAAAAAAAAUAGACUUUAUUUUUUAGAGUAGUUUUAGGUUCACAGCAAAAUUGAACAGGAAGUUCAGAGUUCCCAUAUGCCCCUUGCUCCUUUACACUCACAGUAUUUUUUACCUACUGAAGGACAUCAUAGUUGCUUCCAAGUUUUUGGCAAUUAUUAAUACAGCUGCUGUAAACACCCACAUGCAGGGUUUUGUGGGGGCGUAAGUUCUCAACUAAUUUGGGUAAAUACCAAGGAGCAACACUGCUGGAUCAUAUGAUAAAAGUAUAUUUAGCUUUGUAAGAAACUGCCAAACUGCCCUCCAAAGGGGCUGUACCAUUUUGCAUUUCCACCAGCAACGAAUGAGAGUUCUUAUACACCCACUUUUUAAAAACCACCUUAAUUCAGGUGUACUGUACUUACAGGGAAGUGUAUGUAUCGUAAAAGGACAACCUGAUGAAGACAUACAGCAUCUCGAUGAAGGAACAGGAUGUGACCAGCACCUGAAGAGUCCCCUUGGCACAAAUACUUUUUAACCAGUUUCUUAUUACUAGAAUAAUACAUAUUGUAGAAAGUUUAGAUGACAUAGGUAAUAAAUAAAAAGAAUAUAGACUAAUUACCCAUAAUCCCACCACCAAGAUAACCAAAGCUUAACAAUUCUGGUAUAACUAAAUCUGUUUUUACAAAAAUUGAAUCAACUUGUGCAUAAUGUUAUAUUACAUCCUAUUUUCACUUAACAAGAUAUAGUGGCCAUCUUUACUUGUCCUAAAUGCUGUGGUUUUUUUCAAUGGUAGGUAGGCUGAUGUUCAAUCAUUUCCUCUACCCAACCCUUGGCCUAUUCUGGCACUAACUUGUUUCCUUUCUUUUCAGAUCCCUGAGGGAUUCAAUCCUUCUUCCUCUUAUAGAAGCUCACCAAGUGCAACCUGUAGAGGGCAGCAAACCAGCUUCUUUCCCAGCACGUCUCUGAACUGCCUGGUGUUCAGUCGGGCUGAUGAGAACUGCCCUUGACGAAAGACUUUUUCAGAGAAGCGGCUUCUCUUAAUAGGAAAACUGCUUUCGCCUCCUUUUAUCUCACCAGACAGAAGAAAUGGCCUGGGGAAUAUGUAGGCCAGAAGAAUCUCAGGAGUGCUAACCUGGGGAUCUCACUAAUGUGGGCAGGUGAAAGAAGGAAAUGACUUUAAUUUAUAAUUCCAAAUGGUUGUAUGUCUUUAACUGAACCAUUUUAAUAUAUUUUUUUGGAAAGAUGAGCAACAGUAUUAAUUUUUUAUUAACCAAAGAAUAAAAUAAUUAUUGUUUAAUAGCA
Manis javanica (Malayan pangolin) is the source of this 3215-nucleotide messenger RNA. NCBI's taxonomy places the organism in Eukaryota, Metazoa, Chordata, Mammalia, Pholidota, Manidae. The record is from RefSeq and is a predicted model, not a curated record.